This is a messenger RNA of Amaranthus tricolor (Joseph's coat), 1072 nucleotides long. Its product is annotated as antiviral protein MAP-like. Gene Ontology annotation, biological process: negative regulation of translation. NCBI's taxonomy places the organism in Eukaryota, Viridiplantae, Streptophyta, Magnoliopsida, Caryophyllales, Amaranthaceae. The record is from RefSeq and is a predicted model, not a curated record. The transcript is spliced from 2 exons. Bases 126 to 983 code for a protein of 285 amino acids. Gene Ontology annotation, molecular function: rRNA N-glycosylase activity.
UAGAAUUACAACCACACAUAACAAGCAAGAAUAGUCGGCAUUGUGUGCUUAUUUAAAGGACUCUUAUCUUCUUUCUUUGUAUCUUUCUAACUCAACUCUUUGGCAUUACUGUGAAGAGAAACAAGAUGAAGGUAUUAGGAGGAGGAACAUGGGUUUGGUGGUGCAUGAUAAUGCUUAUUAUCAUGAUCACUACCAUUGUUAACCAAUCAGAAGCACAACAAUAUCGUACGGUGGGAUUCGAAUUACAUAAAGAGAAUUCACCAAAUGGGUACGCAAAUUUCUUGAGAAGGUUGCGCAGUGCAGUCUCAGCUCCCACAAGAACAUGUGGUUUAAACAUUACACAAAGUAAUCCACCAAUAGACAGAGAAUAUGUCUACAUAAGGCUACAAUUUAGCGACACACAAUGGGUAGUACUAGGAAUGGCUGCCAAAGAUAUGUAUAUUUGGGGUUAUACUGACAAUAGGCCAGGCUUCGCACCAGGCCAACCGCCACCUGAGCCAAACUUCCUAAUGGAUUCUCCGCCAGAAGCACGACAACGUCUUUUCCCAGGUUCUACCAAAAGAAUAACAAAUUACGAAGGACAUUACAUCAGUCUUCAACAAGCAGCAAACAGGAAUCGUUUUGAUGUUCCAUUGGGACUGGCAAGCCUAGAAGGCGCACUUAGAAGCGUGUAUGGAAAAUCAACUUCAGAGUUGAAUAAAGGCCGGAAAGAAGAAGCAAGAUUUUUUCUUACGACCAUCCAAAUGGUUGCAGAAGCAGCACGUUUUAGGUACAUGGAGAGAGGGAUAUCAGCACCACCAGAUGAUUUUAGACAAAAUAUGAUAGCUUUCCAAAAUAGUUGGGAUACAAUCUCUACUCUUAUACAUAAUGCAGAAGGGGCUACUCCUAAGUGUGGGGCUUUUCCUCAGCCUCUUCGUAUUGGUUUCCUUACGUAUGGAAAUGUCAAUGAGAUAAGGAAUGAGAUUGGAAUUCUCAAGUACUAAAUUUUACGCUAUAAUAGAUGAUGCAACUAGACAUCAAAUGUAUACAUUAAUGAUCGUCGUUUAUGUAUAAUAAAUCUUGUAUUCAUGUA